AUGAUACGAUACUAUCCUACUUUUUAUAUUUUAUUACUUAAGCUUAUAUUUAAAAGUUUAUAUAUAGAAAAUUAUAUUAUUAUUAAACUAAACUAA
Colletotrichum tamarilloi is the source of this 96-nucleotide messenger RNA. RefSeq lists its product as uncharacterized. NCBI's taxonomy places the organism in Eukaryota, Fungi, Ascomycota, Sordariomycetes, Glomerellales, Glomerellaceae. The transcript has a single exon. The coding region runs from base 1 to 96 and encodes 31 amino acids. The record is from RefSeq and is a predicted model, not a curated record.